Messenger RNA from Nanorana parkeri, 4087 nucleotides. RefSeq names its product immunoglobulin superfamily DCC subclass member 4 (gene IGDCC4). The record is from RefSeq and is a predicted model, not a curated record. The transcript has 19 exons. Lineage: Eukaryota; Metazoa; Chordata; Amphibia; Anura; Dicroglossidae. Gene Ontology annotation, molecular function: protein binding. Gene Ontology annotation, cellular component: plasma membrane; axon. Bases 242 to 3703 code for a protein of 1153 amino acids. Gene Ontology annotation, biological process: axon guidance; cell-cell adhesion.
UCUUGCAGGAAAGAGCACCUGGUUAGACCUCAGCUGCCACCCUGGUCCCAAUGACAUUGUACUCCUGCCUGGACAGGAAGCCAUUGUGCACUGCGACGUUGGUAACACAGAGAGAGACACCAAUGUCACCUGGUGGAAGAAUGGAGAGACACUAAACACAGAAAACCUCACUGUGCUUCCUAAUGGAGGGCUGCGUUUAUCACAAGGUGCAGGGUCAAGCGUCGAGGGAAGGUACUCCUGCAUGUAUCGGAAUUCCUUUGGAGUUGUGAAGGGCAGAAUGGGUACAAUAAGACUAGCAGGGCUGCCAUCUUUUUACAUGCAUCCUGAUCCUCAGAUUGUACAUCAGGGCAGCCUGGCAAGAUUUGAAUGUGGCAUCAGUGGAACACCGCCAGCGCAGAUCACAUGGCAGAAAGGCCAGGUUCAGCUCCCUGCAAGCAAGAGGUUUGUCAAGCUUCCUUCUGGGGUUCUGCUGAUCUCUAGGGUGCAGCCGGGGGAUGCGGGAUUAUAUCGAUGUGUAGCAGCUAACGUAGUGAAAACCAGAUACAGCAAUGAAGCUCAGCUCUCUGUGGAGAAAGAUCUGAAACCUUUCCCUGGUGAACUGGCAAUAACGAGAACUCCACAGAACCUCACCAGGGAGGUGGGCCAAAGUGCAGUAAUGGAGUGUUCAGCAGAGGGAAAUGGGAUGCCGGUGGUUUCCUGGUUUCGGCAAGAUGGCAAUCCCCUCUCCUCUGAUAUCAUCCUGCUUGGCGAAAGUAACCUCUUGAUCAAGCACACUCAGGCCCAUCAUGCUGGAGUUUAUUUGUGCAGAGCCAGCUACCCACACAGUCAGCAUUUUGUGACCGCUUCAGCCCAGCUACAAAUACUUGUACCCCCUUUCAUUACGCAGCCUCCUGAGGUCAUUACACGGGCACGGGCUGGCACUGCUCGUUUUAUAUGCAGUGCUACAGGAAAUCCAGACCCCAUAAUCACCUGGCUAAAAAAUGGAAAGCAACUUUCUUCAAAUGGGAGAGUAAAGAUUCAGCCAAGGGGCAGCCUAGUGAUCACACAGAUUGACCUGGAGGAUGCUGGAUAUUAUCAAUGUGUGGCUAAGAAUAUACUGGGCAGUGCUUGUGCUACAACUAGGCUUCAUGUAACAGUGCAGGAAGGUCUGCCUGGUCCACCAAAAGACUUAAGAGCCCUGGCUGUGACCAGCAAGACAGUCACUGUGACUUGGGAGAGACCACAGAGCAACUGGGAGAGGGUCAUUCGUUUCUCUCUGCAUUAUACUAAGACAGGGGGUACUGAAAAUAUGGAGUACCAGUUUGCAGUCAAUAAUGACACCACGGAGCUGAAUGUGAAAUACCUGGAGCCAGGGAUCAAUUAUACCUUUUAUGUUGUAGCUUAUUCCCCGCAAGGAGCCAGCCGUGCCUCAGAGCCCCUUGUGGUACAGACAAGGGAUGACGUACCAAAAGCUGCCCCCAUGUUGUCAGUGAACAGUGAGACCCCUGAAGAUAUUCAUGUUAAAUGGCUGCCUCUUCAGCCUGAGCUGACCAAUGGCCACAUCACCAUGUACCGCAUUGAAUAUACCACACAGAAAGAUGGCGUGGUCUCCAUUGUGGAAGUUAAAGGAAAUGAGACUGGGGUUACGCUCUCUUCCCUGCAGCCCAGCACUGUAUAUAAAGUGCGGAUUUCAGCCAGCACCUCUGCAGGAUAUGGUGCACCCUCUAACUGGGCACUGCAGCGCACUCUAGACAGAGUCAACCAGACACAAGUGGAGCAGGCACAAGUACAAUUGAAAGUCAUUGCCCACACAGACUCGGUAUUUGUCAGCUGGCAGCUACCCCGCACCGACCUUCUGAUCACCGGUUACAGACUCUAUUACCGCAUGAUGUGUCCUGCCCCAGAUCCUGCUGCAUCUUGUCCAUGGCAAGGGAAGAAUGACUGGGACCAUGGGCCUAUUAAGCUGAAGAAAAAGAGGAAACAAUAUGAGAUAACUGACCUCAUUCCUGGACAGCUGUACCAAGUGCGAUUGGUGGCAUACUAUAAGAAACAGGAAGUGCAGACAGUCGUGUGGGAAGGAAAAACCAGACAGAUUCCAACUGCCCCACCAGAUUUUAAAGCCCAGCGGAUCCCACCCCUGCCGCCCAGUCAUAUCCAGGUGGAACCUAACAGCUCCACAUCUGUAUGGGUGAAAUGGCGGAAGCCCAUAAUAAGCAGCAGAAUUGUGAAUUAUACUGUACGUUGUGGGCCAUGGGGAGCCAAGAAUGCCUCGCAGUUCACCUAUCACAGCAGUGUCAUGGAGGAAAUUCUGAUCAGUGGCCUUAAACAAUUUACUCGAUAUGAGUUUGCAGUGCAGUCGAAUGGAGCUGGAGUUGAUGGACCUUACAGUAACAUCGUAGAAAAGAUGACCCUUCCAGAUAGACCGUCCUCCCCUCCAGCGGACUUACUGCUCCAGCCUGUGUCACACUCUUCAGUCCAGGUACACUGGCGCCCUCCGUUGGAAUCCAAUGGAAUCAUCUUGCAGUAUUUGAUCUUGUACACUGCCAACAGAAGCCAUCCUGAUGAAAUGUGGACUCUUUUAACCAAGGAAGGUAAUGUAUUCAGUACAGAAGUUCACGAUUUACAAAGUGGGUCAAAGUAUUACUUCAAGAUGGGCGCCAAGACAUCAUCAGGCUGGGGACCCUAUUCCCAAGUGGUGGAGGUGGAGACACUGCCUCCAAGACUGCCAGAUGUCCUGGAUAUGAAUUCUGUGACAGGAAUCAUUGUCGGGGUCUGCUUGUGUCUCCUGUGCCUCUUACUAUGCAUGUGUGCAAGUUUCCAACAAGGCAAACAGAGGGAUUCAGGAUCUGAACUGGGGCCCCGGACUAGCAGAGGUCCCUCUUCCUAUCAGAGGGCUAGACAGGGGUCCUGUUCCCAAAGCCGCUGCCAGGACUCGCAUGAGCUGGAGACCUUGAUGCCUCCUCGACAAGAAGAUACCCCCUCUCUUCCAAUCCCAGAGGUCACUGAACUUAUAGGAGGUCUCGUCUCUAACCCCCAAAUAGAGGAGAAGAACCAGUUAAAAAUGAAGACUUCAUGGAAUGGGUCAAUCACCCAGAACUGGGCAAAUCACAUCACUAGCUAUGCAGAAACUAUACCCGGUGAGCUCGCUAAUGCUGCCAAUGGUUCUGCAAACCACUUAACCACCGGAGGCAUACGGAUGAUCCUACAUGAUAUAUCCUAUGAAAGUCAUAAGGUGGACGUUGGAAGAAAUCACCGAAAUCCAUCUCAGAAUCAAGUGGAGGCAGAUGUCAUUGUACACUCUGACUUCUCUGUGUCCGAGCGUAGCGGAAACUGUGCUGGGCUGGACUCAGAAGAGGAAGAAGAAAUUAGUUUGGAUCAUGACAAAGGUCCCACUAAGUGUUUGACUCCAACAUCUAACCCACACACACAGCCAGUGGCAACUGAAAGCGAGAGCCAAGACUGGAGCAAUCAGCCAUUGGUGGCCAUCAGUAUAGAACACACAUUAAACAUCAUGGCCACAAAGACCCCACACCUUGCCAAUGGCAUCCCCAGGAGUGGGGACUCUCAGGACAAUCAGACUGUCACUGGCUCACCUUUCACUACAGAUUGUGGGGAUUCAUGUUCAGAAGAUGUGCCCCUAACUUCAAGGGCUCAGCAAGAUUCGCCUCUAAACAAUACACCUGUCCUACCCCUUGUAAUGAACUCAGAGGAGACUGUACACUGAACUGGAAUCUGGAGAACUAGAGAACAUUCACACACCAGAUAUACUGGUUUAUGGUCAGAUUCAUUUUUCUGGACAAAGAUUUUGGAAGAGGACUCAUCACUGUAAGAGUGAUCCUUCAAGUGCAGGCGUUAUGGUGUGGACAAUUAGAAAAUCUGAACAACACUUUGACUAUUUAGCCAUUUUGUGCAACUAAAACUUGCUCUGACCUAGAUGACUUUACAAAACAGCCUUAUAAAGCAUUGAGUAUCACAAUGGGCAGCACAUCAUGGGAGGGGGAACAAUUAGAAAUAAAAAGGAAUAGUAGCAGCAACAUCCAAAUGUCAAUAAAUGCAUUUAUAAGAACCACUUGCAAUUACUUUAAAACAGGAAUGUCUCAACCCUAUA